This is a messenger RNA of Pungitius pungitius (ninespine stickleback), 2420 nucleotides long. RefSeq lists its product as uncharacterized. Gene Ontology annotation, molecular function: nucleic acid binding. Lineage: Eukaryota; Metazoa; Chordata; Actinopteri; Perciformes; Gasterosteidae. The transcript is spliced from 2 exons. Bases 10 to 996 code for a protein of 328 amino acids. The record is from RefSeq and is a predicted model, not a curated record.
UCAUUUGACAUGUCAAUAAGGUCAUACAGUAAUGCAUAUGUUGAUAUUUUUAUUUUUCUCUACAGAAUGCAACGUCUUCCACCCUCUGGGGGAAGAGGAAAGCUCCUCAAUAAUGAUCAAGAGCUUGCCAUUGUAGAAAUGGUUGUUGCAAAUAAUGCAAUUAAACUGCAUGAAAUCAAAACUAGAAUUGUGGAGGACCAUGAGAUAUUUGCCAACAUAGAAAGCAUCAGCCUCACAACCAUUACGCGGACAUUGUCCAAACACCGAGUGCGGAUGAAGCAGCUCUACACUGUUCCAUUUGAAAGGAACAGUGAGAGAGUCAAGGAGCUACGACGACAAUAUGUCCAGAGAGUUAUGGAAUUGGAAGCCAACCAGGCCCCUCAUGAAUUCAUUUACAUUGAUGAGGCAGGAUUCAAUCUGUCCAAAAGGCGUCGACGAAAUAUAAUUGGAAAAAGGGCCACAGUUGAUGUGCCAGGACAGAGAGGGGCAAACAUUACUAUGUGUGCAGCAAUGGCAAAUACAGGAUUACUCCUUCACAGAUGCCAGGUUGGACCUUAUAAUACUGAGCGCCUCCUUGCGUUUCUUAAUGAUCUCCACCAGCGUCUGGUACCAGAGCAGGGUCAGGAGGGUGAAAACAUGAGGACCUUGGUAAAUACCUGGGACAAUGUUGCUUUCCAUCAUUCACAAGCAAUAACAGCAUGGUUUGAAGUCCACCCAGUACUGGUGAGUCUCUUCCUUCCACCCUAUUCACUUUUCCUCAACCCCAUAGAGGAGUUCUUUUCUGCAUGGAGGUGGAAGGUUUAUGACCAUCAGCCACAUGACCAGAUGUCCCUACUUGAAGCCAUGGAUGCUGGAUGCAGGGAUAUCACAGUUCAAGAUUGCCAAGGGUGGAUCCGACAUACCAAGCGGUUUUAUCCCAGGUGCAUCGCCUUAGAUGAUAUCAGAUGUGAUGUUGACGAAAACAUGUGGCCUAACCCUGAAGAUCGCAGGGAUUAGAUACAUACAUUUUGUGCCAUUUUUAGUUCCCCCCCUUUUUAUUUGGGCUUUUUGCUGUUUUUUUUUGGUCAAAAUGCUCUUGUGUUUCAUGGAUAUUUUGUGAAUAAACCUUGAAAAUAAAAUAAACCGUGUCUGUUCUAUUGUACCUUCUUUGGUAAACAGUUACUGUAAGAAAUAACUGAUUUGCUUUUUACUGGAAUGUGUUUGAAUGUGAACAUUACUGUACAUGUGCACAUACAGUUCCAAACCAAUAAAUUUAGUGUAAACGGUGGAUUGCAUGUUACCUGAAACAUAAAAAUCUAUGCAGUUUUUAUAAUUUUAACAAUAGCCAGAAUUCUGAAACCUGGUGUACUUCGUUUGACUGCAUGUACCUUGUGAAGUGAAAACAAAUGUUACUCUUUGACAGAAUUAUUUAAUUUUGAGUCAGAUUUCCAGUGUUUUGGUAAAGUUAGUGUGUGUAGAGAAAAACAUGUUCUGUUUUAAAAUUAAGAGUUAGUAUAUAUUUAACAAAAUGUGUUUUUGAGAAGAAAAUUAACAAUUUGGCCAAUUGUGUUUUGUAGGUGUGAGUCUGUGUUAAGAGUUUAGAAAAAUUAUCUAAAGUAUGGGCAAGCGCUUGUUAGCGAUAGAAAAAUUAUCUAAAGUAUGGGCAAGCGCUUGUUAGCGAUUGAAAAAAACUGUAAUAAGACGAAGACCUUACAAAACAUUCACAAAGGACAUUGUGUGUUUGCCUUUGUCGUCAAACACAACCUUCUCCAUACCAAGAGGAGACACCAGAACGAAAUUAGCGGAAGAUGGCCUCAUUGGCAAAAUAUCAUUUUCAUCCGAGUGGUCUGAAGUCCAAUUAAAAUUAUUGGAAAUAACAGCCAUCUUUAGAGCCACGUUCGGAUUGUCGGAGAACCAGGAAUUCCCUUUUGAAUAUUUAUGCACCAUAAAGGGAUGUAAAAAACUGAUGAAACCCAAGGUCACCAACUCUUUUCCAUGGGGAGAAAAAGAAGUUGCGUCCAUCUGCUCAAACACAUGCCUGUAUAUUUUAGCAGGAAUGCAGAGACCUGCCGAGGUAAACAUUUUUCUCUUCCAAUCUUUUGUAUAGUUAUUAUUCUUUUUGAUUUACAUAAAUAUGUAAUAUAAGAGGUAUUACAGUUUAUAUUCAGGUAUGUCCCUGCUAUAAUCUAAGAUAUUAGGCCCACACAGUGUGUCAAUGUUCGCAUGAAGUGAAAUAAAUCUGAUUAUUAAAAAUAAAAAAAACAUAUGAAAUAACUUUGUUUUGGCUAAUGGUAAACAACCCUCUUUCUGCUCAGGAGGAAUUUAUAGAAGUGUCUGAUGACAGUGACUUUGAAGAUCCUGCACCACGGAGAAGGAGAGGUUGGUCAAUGUUUUUGUGCUAUUACAAGAAGUGAGACUUGUAUCUGAAGGGAGACUAAGUG